AUGCUUAAGCAGUGGGAUGAAGACUGGCCCAAAUCCAGUGCUGUUGGGACUAACAGGGACACUGCGUGGAAUUGGGGCCAAAAUCACUUCAAGUCCUUCACCUUCCAUCUCUUUAAUUCGGACUCCCCUGCAAGCGGCGCAAACACGAAUCCCGCCCUGAAUCACAAGCUCAAGCCUGGCAGUGGUACUGAGGACAACAUCCGCUGGGUUGUUGGCGCCGUCAAUAUCCUCGAUAAUACAAAGUAUAGAUUCGCCAACGGUAAAAAUGCGAUGCGUGUCAAUUUCGAAUAUGUACCACCAAAAACGCCAACGAAUCCAAAUCCAGAAGUGAACCCAUACAGGGACCAUAUAUUUUGGGAUGAUGCAAGGUCCGCUCACAGCUGCCAAGUCGAAUUCGAUAACACGAUUGCUCAAACGAAGUUGUUGAAAAGAGGAGAGCAACCGACACUCGAAGAAAUGUUUAACAUAACAAGUAUUCAGUCCCAAGAUUAUCUCAGACAGUAG
Molecule: messenger RNA, 504 nt
Organism: Aspergillus calidoustus
Lineage: Eukaryota; Fungi; Ascomycota; Eurotiomycetes; Eurotiales; Aspergillaceae
Source: the annotation of a GenBank genome assembly